Messenger RNA from Xenopus laevis (African clawed frog), 1458 nucleotides. RefSeq names its product traf2 and NCK-interacting protein kinase-like (gene tnikl.S). NCBI's taxonomy places the organism in Eukaryota, Metazoa, Chordata, Amphibia, Anura, Pipidae. The transcript is spliced from 20 exons. The record is from RefSeq and is a predicted model, not a curated record. Bases 1 to 1458 code for a protein of 485 amino acids.
AUGCUGAUUGUGCUUGUAGAUGACAGUGCUUGUUUUCUUCACUGGAAUGAGGAUGGUUUGCCAGCACUACAGAAAAAUAAACCUGCAGAGAUUCCAGUGGAUGAGCAAAUUCCCAUUGAAGAACGUGUCAUCGAAGAGCAGAAGAUCGAUGCAGGGUCUGAGAAAAAUCUUCAGAUUCCCAUAGAAGAAGUCAUUGUAGAACAGAAAAGCAAUGAAGAAUCUGAGAAUUGUCUUCAGGUUGAAAAGCCUUCGGAAUCAUCGGAGGAAACAUUAAAGACUCUGUUUGUUGAUUGUAGAGAAGAACCUUCGGAAUAUGAGGAAGAUGUUUUUUACACAGUUAAGUCUGGAGAGUCAUCUGAAACAUCAGGACCAUCAGAGUCUCUACAUGCUGAUGAUGUAUUUUACACAGUUAAGUCUGGAGAGUCAUCUGAAACAUCAGGACCAUCAGAGUAUCUACAUGCUGAUGAUGACAAAGAAUCUUCGAAAUCUGUAACGGCUGAAAAUGCUGAAUAUUGUCCAGAGCAAAAGGCGCAACCUCCAGUUCCUGACUAUCUGGCAGGAAUGACAGUGGUUAAUGAGGAUCCAUCGAACAAUUAUUACGACUGGAAGAAAAUUGGAGCGGGAGGAUUUGGAUCUGUGUAUAAAGUCUGGAUGCAAAAUUCACAGAUCCCCGUGGCUUUAAAAAUUGCAGAAAUCAAAAAGAGAGACGCUGUGAAGAUCCGAGAAUUGCAGGAGGUCAACAUCUUGAAGAAACUUUCCGGUCACAAAAACAUUGUGACACAUUUUAGUUCAAUGAUCUACGUCACUCCAGAACGGAGCCAGUUAUGGUUCACUAUGGAAUAUUGUAUGGGGGGAUCUUUGAAACAACUAAUUGAUAGGGCAAUAGAUAAAUCCCUCCCAGAGAAGAGUAUCCAGUACAUCUCUAGAGAAGUGCUAGAGGGUUUGAACUACAUGCACGAGAAUUGUAUUGUGCACCGUGAUGUAAAAUCGGUGAAUAUCACGAUAAACCAUCGAGGGACAGUCAAGAUCAUUGAUUUUGGUUCGGCUGUGCAGCUGAAAAGACCAGACGGCGACAUAACUGGGGCUUGCGGAACGCCCUGUUGGAUGGCACCCGAAGUCGUUGCCUGCAGAUUGAACCAGCGAGGGACAUACAACUUCAAGUGCGACAUCUGGUCAUUUGGCAUUACCGUCAUAGAGAUGGCAGAAGGACGGCCACCUUACUGUAAAAAGCCCAGGAUCAAAGUCAUGUCCCGCAUAUACAAAAGGAAACCACCACGUCUAAAAUACAAAAAGUACUGGAGUGAAGAUUUUAAAGAUUUCUUAGGCCAGUGCCUGGUUAAAUCACCUGAGCGAAGACCAACAGCCAAACAACUUCUUGACCACCCUUCUAUGAAGGAACAACCACAUGCUGAAUGUGUCGGAGCUUUCUUAAGGGAAUAUGCCACAGUCGUUGGAUAA